UAUCAGGAGAUUCACUCGCUUGAAGAGCUUCACGGAUACAGGCACGCUCCGCGCGUUUGUUGUGAAGAGUUGCCUGGCAACGCAUCCCAAAGGUCUUUCCUGUGUGCACGCAAUCAUCUCCUCCUCUUCGUCCCUCGUCUGACAACCGCCUAUCCUCCUGUUCUCCGUAUCCUCUCCAGCCUUCGAGAUCGAGCGACCUGUUCGUGGUGGAUAGCAGCCAUGACGUCUCGAAAAACGCAGCAGGAGAUCGACAAGACCUUCAAAAAGGUUGCGGAAGGUAUCCAAACAUUCGAAGGCAUUUACGAGAAGAUUCGAUCCACAUCAAAUAUCACGCAGCGGGAUAAGCUCGAGGAGAACUUGAAGCGCGAGAUCAAAAAGCUCCAACGAUAUCGUGAUCAGAUCAAGUCAUGGGCGUCAGGCAAUGAGGUCAAGGAUAAGGGGCCGCUGUUAGAGCAACGCAGGGCCAUUGAAACUUGCAUGGAACAGUUCAAAGCGGUAGAGAAAGAGAUGAAGACGAAGGCAUAUUCGAAAGAAGGACUGUCGGCUGCAUCGAGAUUAGAUCCUAAAGAAAAGGAGAAGGUCGAGACUUGCGACUUCCUAUCAAACAUGGUGGACGAGCUACAACAGAAGAUCGAGGCCAUGGAAGCUGAAGAGGAGACGCUUCAUAUGCAAGUGAAGAAGGGCAAGAAGGACGUGGCCAAGACGAAUCGCCUAUCGGAUCUCACGCGGUUAACAGAGCGCCAUAAGUGGCAUGUCAACAAGUUGGAACUGUUGCUACGGUCGCUGCAGAAUGGCAACCUCGAAACGAGUCAGGUACUGGACAUCAAGGAAAGCAUCAAGUACUAUGUGGAGGAUGGUCAUAACCUCGACUACUCUGGAGAGGACGAGACUCUGUACGACGACCUGAAUCUGGAUAACGAGACGGAGAUGCAGUUCGGAAUGACAGGGGACAACGAUCGGGUGUCGUCGCAAGACACUCAGUCGGUUCAGGAUGAGGAGCCGGACAUCAAACCCAAGGCCAAGAGCGAGAGUGCAGGACUUCGAAGGCCAUCCGCGCAGAUGAAGUCCCCUCUGCCCGUGCUAGCAACACUCCACCCGUCAACCUCCACGAAUGCCGCCUCAGGCAUGAAACCUGCACCACCGCCUACCCGCCUACCCGGAGAAACACUCAAGUACGCUUCCGCUGCCGCUGCCGCUGCUGCAAGUGACAAGAACGGGGUGGGCAUUGCACCACUUCCGCCACCUCCAGGUGCCAGCCCCGCUUUCCCGGCUGCUGUACCUGCAAGCAAAGCUUCGGCCACCGCUUCCCCGAGUGUCGCAUCUGCACAACCUGCAUCGAAGGCCACGCCGGCCGUCACGAUAGCCGCGGAGGAGCCCGCCGGCCGAUCGAAAACGCCCGCCGUCAGUCCCAACGUUGCCGCUGCGAACACAUCACCACCCACGAUGGAUAAAGUCGAGGCCCCGAGUGCCAAGGAACAACCCGCGACGAACGGUGAGGCGAGCGGGAAGGAAGAGCAACAGGACGGUGAGGAAUCGAUCUUCCACCUGCCGCCCGGCCUGCAAGAUCUUAUUCAGUCUUUCGAGGUCACGCGGUCUCGUGCCUCAGCAAGUGCCGCCAACCCUUCCCCGUCGGUGCAGCGCAUGCUUGCCACGUCUCUCACCAACUGUCCGGAGCCCGCCGAUGCGGAGAAGCCUCGCCACUACAAGCCUCAAAACCCUUACAACACGCCUCUCUAUUACCCCCAGGAACCGCUCGCCAUCUUCGAUGACCCGCGACUCUACGAAACGGGACGCAUUGAUACCGACACGCUGUUUUACCUUUUCUACUACCGACAGGGCGCCUACCAGCAGUAUCUAGCCGCCAAGGCACUCAAGAACCAGAGCUGGCGCUUCCACAAACAGUAUCAGACAUGGUUCCAACGCCACGAAGAGCCUAAGACGAUCACGGAGGAGUUCGAACAGGGUACAUAUCGCUUUUUCGAUUAUGAAAGCACGUGGAUGAACCGUCGCAAGGCUGACUUCAAGUUUGUCUACAAAUACCUGGAGGACGAAUUGUGAUCGGCGACACACAAGGUCUUUGUACAUGCCUGGUCCGAUGAAGAUAAGUGGAAAAGUGCCUCGGUCGGUUGGGUUUGGCUUUAGCAGGAUGCGCGGAAAUAUGGGAGUUCAGUUCAUCAUUGUCUAUGCAAUUAGUAUUGUGUUGCCAUCUGUUUACGAUCUGUUGUUCAUCCAAGUCUUCCUGGAGCAUGCAGGGACGAGUCUACGAGACACGGGAGUUCUGUGCUGUUCUUACAUGAUGGUUGAUGGGAUGCAGCCAUGACUUAUCUAGGUAGUGAUGCUUGUGAUUACCGUACAUGGACCAUUUGAAAUGGAAUAAUCAAGUCCGGACUUGACUAACUUUUUGUGCCUAUGAGCGGCUGGGGAACCCUGUCGAAACUCGAACCA
Aspergillus ibericus CBS 121593 is the source of this 2445-nucleotide messenger RNA. Its product is annotated as CCR4-NOT transcription complex, subunit 3. NCBI's taxonomy places the organism in Eukaryota, Fungi, Ascomycota, Eurotiomycetes, Eurotiales, Aspergillaceae. The record is from RefSeq and is a predicted model, not a curated record. Gene Ontology annotation, cellular component: nucleus; CCR4-NOT core complex; P-body. Gene Ontology annotation, biological process: regulation of DNA-templated transcription; nuclear-transcribed mRNA poly(A) tail shortening. Bases 220 to 2058 code for a protein of 612 amino acids. The transcript is spliced from 3 exons.